Messenger RNA from Anoplopoma fimbria (sablefish), 2383 nucleotides. It is a transcript of the gene rnf144b, whose product is annotated as ring finger protein 144B. Bases 439 to 1410 code for a protein of 323 amino acids. The transcript has 8 exons. Lineage: Eukaryota; Metazoa; Chordata; Actinopteri; Perciformes; Anoplopomatidae. Gene Ontology annotation, biological process: positive regulation of proteasomal ubiquitin-dependent protein catabolic process; protein polyubiquitination; ubiquitin-dependent protein catabolic process. Gene Ontology annotation, cellular component: mitochondrial membrane; ubiquitin ligase complex; cytoplasm. The record is from RefSeq and is a predicted model, not a curated record. Gene Ontology annotation, molecular function: ubiquitin conjugating enzyme binding; ubiquitin protein ligase activity; zinc ion binding.
GAGUGGAGCUCAGCAGAGAGCAGGCACUGCUUCCUGGAUGGAAACAAAACGCAAGAGCAGACACACACACACACACACACACACACACACACACACACACACACACACACACACACACACACACACACACACGCAGGCCAACUAGGAGCGAGCAGGACGCUCAAACAUGUUAUUAGUUUUUCAUUAAGCAUUAAUCGGGAGGCGGUAACCGGUCGACAGUAGAAUUCGGCCGUGACAGCAGAAGGUUAACAGCGGACUCUAUCAACACAUGUGCCCGUGCCACAGUGAGAGCACUGCGGCUGUGGAUCUGGACUCGGGCAGCUCCUACACCCAGCGGUCCUACAGGCGAGGAACAUGGAGGCCGUAGCUCCUCUACGUCCCAAGCAGAAGGGCUAGGAGUAGCCUGAUUCCCCCCUCCCCUGCCCGCUUUGCUCCACCAUGGCCAGCAGGAGUCCCACGCUGAGCCGGGAAGGCAGGGGUUCAACACCGGGGAUCCCCGAGGCCGGUUCUAAAAAUUCCCAGCCUGGGCCCGAGGCCUUCUGCAAGUUGUGCCUAAGCGAGCAUCCGUCGGCAGCCACCAGGGAGCUGCAGGGCUGUGACUGUGUCUUCUGCACAGCGUGUUUGGAGCAGUAUGUUCAGCUGGCCAUCAUGGAGGGUGGGGGGGCAUGCAUCACCUGCCCAGAUAUGGCCUGCCUAAAGACCGGAGUGCUACUGGACUCUGAGAUAGCUAGCUUGGCCCCAGAAGACCAGGUGGAGCUGUACCAGCGUCUGAAGUUCGAGCGAGGAGUGAAGUUGGACCCCAGUAAAGCCUGGUGCCCGGUGCUUGAAUGCCAGGCGGUGUGCAGUGUGCAGCUGAGCACUGAGGGAAAGCCCGACACCGUGCCCUGCCCGACCUGUCACAUCGUCUUCUGCUCCGGGUGCAGAGGGCCCUGGCAGGGAGGCCAUACCUGCCCGGAGCACCAGCCCAUGAUGUUGCCCUCGCCCUCUCGUGAAAGCAGGGCCCGCUCCAACAGCGACUCUGACAUGCCCAUCAAGCAAUGCCCUAUGUGUGGUAUCUACAUCGAGAGGAACCAGGGCUGUGCACAGAUGCUGUGCAAGAGCUGCAAACACACCUUCUGCUGGUACUGUCUGCAGAACCUGGAUGGGGAUAUCUUCCUGAGGCAUUAUGAUAAGGGGCCAUGCAGAAACAAGCUGGGACACUCCAGGGCCUCGGUUAUGUGGAACAGAACGCAGGUGGUGGGGAUCCUGGUGGGGGUCAGCAUCAUCGUGCUGGUGACAUCUCCGCUCCUCCUGCUGGCCUCGCCCUGCAUCCUCUGCUGUGUCUGCAAGCCCUGCAGCGGGAAGAAGAAGAAGAAGACGACCAAAAUGACGAAGAAGGACCUCAGCCAGCCAGACUCCUCCACGUCAUAGCAGCUCUCCCGGUCCAAACCAGGAUCAAACCAGGAUCUAAGGAAGCCCAAGGAAACCAAGAGAGAGCCAGGGCUGCAUGGUGGAUAAGAAUAACGUUGGAGUACUUUAACAUGACUGGACAGACUGGAGGCCUUCGUCAGUGGUUCAGUAAUACCGUCAAUGUCAACAUCUUCAGACUUGCACUUCGAGGCUCGGCGCGAGAGCUGCUCAAAAAACUGAAUUACAAGAGUAUGUACUUUAUACGGUGGAAGUGUAAAUAUGAGGAGAAUGAAUGUAACUCACCUAGUUGUUUUCCGAUGGACAAGCAGUAAGGAGACAACGACGGCUGUGAGAAGAUUCCUGGACAGGGCUUCUGUUAUCUCUCUGUCUUUCUCUAACACAUAACACGGACACACACACACACACACACACACACACACACACACACACACACACACACACACACACACACACACACACACACACACACACACACACACACAAUUCAAAGUGCAACGCCACCCUCAUGUGCCAAACGUCAUGAUGCCAAACCAGAGGUGUUAGGUGCUCAAGUGCCUCACUCUACAGUGCCUGGUUGUAUUUGAUUUGCCUUCCAUUCUAUCUUUAUCUUAUGCAAAAAUGUUAGCAUUUUGAAAAUGGACAUCUGUCGGGAUCACACAGGGUUAUGAAUGCAACACAUUGUUUGAUAACGGGAGACGGCGAAUGGUGUCAUGUGUGCACUGUAUAUUCUGUACUGAUAUGAAAUAUGAUAGGGCUCCAAUGGUGCACAGAGAACUUUUCUUCUGCUAAUGUUUGUUGUUUCCACCUGGCAUAUGUUCCAGACCAAAGGCUUCUAAAGGGUAAUAUGUACUUUUCUAAAGUGUGUAAAUGUGUAUUUAUGGGUUACGUGUGUAUGGUAUUCCGUUUUCAUUUCUACAUUUCUGUUGAUGUUUCUGCAUCAGAUAUUUUAUAAAAGCGCCAUUGUAAUUGAAAU